This is a messenger RNA of Trypanosoma theileri, 1461 nucleotides long. Its product is annotated as putative polynucleotide kinase 3-phosphatase. Lineage: Eukaryota; Euglenozoa; Kinetoplastea; Trypanosomatida; Trypanosomatidae. Gene Ontology annotation, molecular function: ATP-dependent polydeoxyribonucleotide 5'-hydroxyl-kinase activity; double-stranded DNA binding; polynucleotide 3'-phosphatase activity. The transcript has a single exon. The coding region runs from base 1 to 1461 and encodes 486 amino acids. Gene Ontology annotation, biological process: DNA repair. The record is from RefSeq and is a predicted model, not a curated record.
AUGAAGCGUGCCAGGAGUCUCUCGCCGAAAUCCGUUAAAGAUAAUAUUCUUGCAAUCCCUUCUUUUUCUGAUUGGAAUCUUCUUCAUAAUUCGGUGUUGGCGUUGUUACCAUCAGCUCCUCUUGUUCGAAAUUCACUGGCUGUUGUUUCUGAAGAGAAACUCGUUCUUAAGGUGGCGGCCUUUGAUUUGGAUGAUACUCUUAUCAUGCCCCGCAGUGGAGCGGUAUUCCCACGUGAUGAUCCCACUGAUUGGAAGUGGCUACUGCCAACAGUGCCGCGUCACUUGCGUUAUUUACAUGAUGCGGGAUUUAUGGUGGUCAUAUUAAGUAACCAGUCCGGCAUAGGUGGAAAGAGUUGGAAUGAAAAGAAGGCAGAUGCUAUCAAGCGGAAGAUUAUAGGACUGAGUAAAGUGUUAGAAAUGCCUUUAGCGGCCUUUGUUUCUACAAAGGAGGAUGAAUGGCGAAAACCAAAUGUGGGGAUGUGGAAAUUAUUACAGGAACACUCAAGUACUGCAGUAGGAAAAGACGUUACAUUGAGUAAUGAAUUACCCGGUUUUGUUUUUUACGUUGGGGAUGCCGCCGGACGGAAAGUACGUACUCUUGCUGGAAGAAAAAAGGAUUUUAGCUGUUCUGAUCGCAAAUUUGCCUUUAAUAUUGAGAUUCCUUUUCUUACUCCAGAGCAACUAUUCCAAUGCCCUAUUACUGAAUUACUUGAUAAUGAUGAUAAACAUCAUCAUCAUCAUCGCUAUGAUUAUUCUAAGAGUGACGUUGAGAAAAUACUUUCUACUCGUCUGUUGACAUUAUCAGCGGCGCCUUGCGAAAUAGACUGGGGUGGUGUUGGACCUGAUGAAUUAAAAGGAUUGGCUUCAUCUUACGACAACCUUACGGUGAAACGUAUUAAAUCUGAUGGAACGAAAGAUAAUUUUGAAAUUCCAACACCGGCAACAUUUAUUCGGGAUUCACAAGAGAUGGUAAUAUUUGUUGGAUAUCCUGGGUGCGGCAAAACAACGUUUUUUAAGCGUUUCUUUGAGCCUGCCGGAUACGUACACAUUAAUCGUGACACUCUUAAAACAAAAGAAAAGUGUUUACUGGAGGCGGAGAAGUCGUGGAAAGCUGGUAAGAGUGUUGUUAUUGAUAAUACUAAUCCAUCUCAUAGUGAAUGUAUGCAAUACAUUUCUGUGGUAAAGCAACAUAGUCCAAAUUGUAGUUCACUACCAGUACGUAUAUUCGUAUUUCAGGUAUCCAAAGAAAUGUCUAUGCACAUGUCUAAUGUUCGUGCACGACUUGGUAUUGCACCAAGGAUAAGUCGGAUAGCUUUUAAUGUGUUUCACUCAAAGUUGGAGUCAUGGAUUUCUGAAUCUGUGAAAUCCAUGUGUGUUGAAGAGUUGCUUGAAAUUCCACUUGUGGCGUGUUUUGAUGGUCUACCUGAAGGUAUAAAACGAGAAUUCUACUUGCUCUCAUAA